Molecule: messenger RNA, 8082 nt
Organism: Ornithorhynchus anatinus (platypus)
Lineage: Eukaryota; Metazoa; Chordata; Mammalia; Monotremata; Ornithorhynchidae
Gene: DENND1B
Product: DENN domain containing 1B
Exons: 23
Coding region: 220-2568 (782 amino acids)
Biological process (GO): endocytic recycling; endocytosis; T cell receptor signaling pathway
Cellular component (GO): cytosol; intracellular membrane-bounded organelle; nuclear speck
Molecular function (GO): guanyl-nucleotide exchange factor activity; phosphatidylinositol phosphate binding
Source: RefSeq, a predicted model, not a curated record
CGGCCCGGCCCGGCCCGCCAGGCCCCGAGGUGACGGCGGGCAGAGCCGGCCGGUCCUGGGGUCAGGGGUCGGGGGGCUAUGCCCGCGCUUGCCCGCGGCUGAGAAGGAGGGAGGGGGAGGCCUCCAGCCUGCCUGCCUGCCUGCCAGCCUGCCUGCCAGCCUGCCUGCCAGGCUGCCACCCCCGGCCCGGCUCGGCCCGGCCCGGCCCGGCAUGCCACCAUGGACUGCAGGACCAAGGAAAACCCAGAAAGGACCUUUGAUUUGGUGUUGAAGGUGAAGUGCCAUGCUUCAGAGAAUGAAGAUCCUGUGGUAUUGUGGAAGUUCCCAGAGGACUUUGGAGACCAGGAAGUGCUUCAGAGCGUGCCAAAGUUCUGUUUCCCCUUCGACAUAGAAAGGGUGUCCCAAAACCAAGUUGGCCAGCACUUUACCUUUGUGCUCACUGACAUUGAAAGUAAGCAGAGAUUUGGAUUCUGUCGAUUAACAUCAGGAGGCAAAAUUUGCCUGUGUAUCCUAAGUUACUUGCCAUGGUUUGAAGUGUACUAUAAACUGUUAAAUACUCUGGCAGAUUACUUGGUUAAAGAGCAGGAAAAUGACUUGAAUGAUAUGUUGAAAUCGCUGUAUGAGCAUGCUGUUCCAAAGGCAAACACUCCUGUUAGUUUAAGUGUGAACCAAGAGAUAUUUAUUGCCAGUGAGCAAGUUCUCAAAGAACAGCCUGCCGUAGUACCGCAUUCAUACUUCAUCACUCCUGAUUUAACUGGAUUGCCGACAAUACCUGAAAGUAGAAAUCUCACAGAGUAUUUUGUUGCUGUGGAUGUGAGCAACAUGCUGCAGGUUUAUGCCAGCAUGCUACACGAACGGCGCAUCAUCGUUACCUCGAACAAACUAAGCACUUUAACGGCUUGUCUUCAUGGAUCCGUUGCACUGCUCUACCCAAUGUAUUGGCAGCACAUAUACAUCCCCGUGCUGCCUCCGCACGUACUGGACUACUGCUGUGCCCCAAUGCCUUACCUGAUUGGUGUUCAUUUGAGCCUCAUGGAGAGGGUGAAAAAUAAGUCUCUGGAAGAUGUGGUUGUGCUGAAUGUUGACACAAACACUUUGGAAACACCAUUUAAUGACUUGGACGACUUACCCAGUGAAGUGGUCUCGACCUUGAAAAGUAAACUGAAGAAGCAGUCGACAGCCACUGGCGACGGAGUGGCCCGGGCUUUCCUGAGGGCCCAGGCGGCUCUCUUCGGCUCCUACAGAGAUGCCCUGAGAUACAAACCCGGGGAGCCCAUCACAUUCUGUGAAGAUAGUUUCGUCAAGCACCGUUCCAGCCCGACCAAGCAGUUCUUGGAAACAGCCGUGAAUCUUCAACUUUUCAAACAGUUCAUUGACGGUCGACUGGCAAAACUAAAUGCGGGAAGGGGCUUCUCGGAUGUGUUUGAAGAAGAAAUCACUUCUGGUGGCUUCUGUGGAGGAAACUCGAGGUCUUAUCAGCAGUGGAUGCACACAGUCAAGAAAGGAGGUGCAUUAAUCAACACGGCAAUGACCAAGGCAACACCAGCUGUCCGAACAGCAUACAAAUUUGCGAAAAACCAAGCUAAACAGGGAAUAAAGGAAGUGAAGAGUAAGCUAAAACAUAAGGAAAAUGAGGAAGAUUAUGGGACGUGCUCUGGGUCGGUCCAGUAUACUCCCGUCUACACAUUACAUGGUGAAAGGAGCGAAAACCCAGAGAAGCGCAGGCUGGCACAGACACGUUUGAAAAGGCCAUUAGGCGAUUACGAGAGUGCACAGGACAAUGAUGACGAUGACAUAGAGAGAGCCAGCAAGUUAUCUUCAGAAGACAGUGAGGAAGUGUCUGCUUAUUUUUAUGAGAGCGAUGAUUCCGUCGAAAGAGUUACAACUCGUGGCCCUGGUGAAAUGGACUUGCUAGGAGAAAUCCUUGAUUCUUUGAGUACACACAGCUCAGAUCAAGGAAAACUAUCAGCAGCAAAGAGCCUGGAUUUUUUUAGAUCUAUGGACGAUAUUGACUUCAAGCCUACGAACCAAUCCGGUGCUCCCAGUGAGCGCAGCUUGGCUCUCUGCAGCAGUUCAAGCGAUCCAGCGGAAUGGAACCUGGGCCAAGACGACAGCGUCGUACACGGCAAACACCUUCCACCAUUGCUCAGGAAGCACCAAUCGUCUAGUGGCUUUUCAGAGUCCCUGUCCAUGCUCAAAGAGGUGAACAGCGAAAAACACCUCAGUGCGGACAACGUGCACUUAGCUACAGCGGCGAGCGAUCCAGCUUCUCCCGCAAAAUUGGGCUUCGAGCCCGAUGCUCUGAAAAGCCCCCAGACAAAGAACUCCACCCAAGGAAAGGAGGCCAAAGAGAAUGAAACACUAAGCCAGACCUCCGACGACCAGUUUGGGCUGAACGCUGGACGUCGCCCGGCUACUCUAGUUCCUUGGGAAAAAGAGGAGAAUGAAGUAAAACCUCCGGGGCAGAGCGGACUGCUUCACGAAGUCGUGUCAUUGUGUCAGAUGUCCUCCGCUUUCCAUCACGGUUUAAACAUUUCGGAGGAUAACGGUAGUGAAAGUCAAUCUUAAACUGUCUAGCCGAGGAGAGACACCUAUAUUUGGUUAAUCACGUUAGCCCAAAACCACGGGAGGGCUGACAGGUUUGAGGAUUUUCAAAUGUUUUUUUGUUUGGUUGCCACGUUGCCCAUUGAUUCGUUUGCUCCAAAUCUCAAAGAUCAAGCGUACUCUGCUAACGUGCUCUUAAAUCAGGCCCGCAUCUGUCCGUAUGCUUAAUCUACUCGUCGAGCGUAGUAUCCUACCUAUUGUCCUGCUUAAUUCCAGCUGUCGUCCUGGUCCAGGGGAAAGCCUAUGAUCACCAUUUCAGAUCUUUAUCCAUUGGGUUGGGCGUGACCUGAGCAAUAUAUUAAAAGUCGCCCGAAACCAUUACAAAUGCUGACAGCCAAUUGCCUUAAUCUUAAACACCCUGCAAAAUUCUUGGGGAACGUAUAGGACAAGGUGUAAAUAUUUUGGAGGACGAAUCAUUCAUGUUCAAAUGAGCAAUAAUGGCUUGUUGGGCACUGAGUUAAGGGAAGAAUUGAAAUGUAAAAAAACCCUACUGGAGAUCUUUUAGCUCACUUAGAGAAAGACACUGGCAAAGUCUUCCGAUGCCCAAAACGGUACAGUUUACCUUCCACUCAGAUGAAGUAUAUGAAGUGCUGAAUUAUAAUGUGAAGUUAAUGGACUUCUGUUUACAGAUGAGUCACUUUAAACUGUUUUCCCACGUAGGUCUCUGUUGUCUAGGAAUCGUGAUCUUGUCGAAUGCAUUUUAAAACUGAAAACAGUAGCCCCUAACAUGGCUCCUGCCGUCCACCGUCAUGCCCGUCUUAAGUUCUGAAAAUUGUCUUUCAAAAGAUGUUGAUUUGCUCUGGGAGUUUUGAUUAGGUUUCCUUAGAGUAGACUUUUGAAAUAAAGUUAGAAUUUUUUAAUGAAGUAAUUAUUGUGAAGGUAACCAAAUUCACAAAAUUCCAAGCUUAGCCACAAAGACGCGUAGGAAGUAUCAAGGAAUAAUCACUCUGAUGACUCCAGUAGUACUGUAUUUGAGAGAUCAUUCAAAGAAUACUCACCUUAGGUAAUAACAUUUCCAUUAUUCUGUUAUCUUGGCAAUUGAGUCAAUUUGAAAAACAACAUUUUUUUGAACUGCCAAAGAAGCAACCCUUUCUUCGAUGCCAUCGUUAGUCUAUAUGUGCAUAUCAAAUGCACAGCUGCAUUUUUAUAUAUAUAUAUAUAUAUAUGUGUGUAUGCAGGUGUGUGUAUAUUUGGGUGUACAUAUAUGUGUGUAUACAUGUAUAUAUAUAUACACACACGUACAUAUAUAUAGAUAGAUAUAUACACACACACAUAUCUCCAUACCUCUAUGGCAGAUACGUAUGAAAGCAGGAAGAGACCGGCUUGUUUCCCCAUAUUUCUACUUAUCCUAUCACAUUUGCCUACUUUCAAUGUAAAAAAUUAAGUAAUUAUUUAAAUGGAUUAUUUUUAUAUCUUUAUUAUGCCUUACUACUAACAAACUAGAAUUGAUUACAUUUGAAGUUACUCUUAUGUGUCAGGAGUGAGGAGAAAACUGCAUGCAAUAUUACUUUGUAAUGAAGAAAAUAUGAUUUAGACUUCCAGUGAUUAUCUUGCUGUUUGACACACAAUUGGAAUUUGAGGCUCUUUUCAAAUUUUACCGUUACGUGCUUCAAUCCAAAUGCCUUUGGAAGGGGCCAGUACAAUUUUGGGGGAAUUUUCAUAAUAUUUAAAAGAAAUAAUCCGUGUUUGCCUAAAUGAGCUUCAUAGUACAACUAGAAGUCACUUCUUCUUUCCCACCUAGCCAUCUCUUUCGAUUUGUUAGGUAUGCUAAUAGGAGGGAGUCUUAAUUAAUGGAACUUUAGGAGCUCACAUUCUCUGCAGUUUGGAAAUAUCUCAAAGGUGGUAUAAACUAUGCUUCUUAGCCCUGCUAAUAUAAGUACCUUCCCAGUUGUUUUCGUAGUUCGGAAGACGUUCUCAUAUGGUGUUAUCCUUUUUGAGGGUAUUUUUUCUGACAUAAAUGUAUAUCUUGACUGUUUAAUUGAACUGAAUUUAAGGUACGCUCUUAGGAUUUGUAGAACACCAAACCUCUUUUCCCAAUCUAAGGUAUUUGAAAGGCUAAUACUCGUGCCUUAUCUAAACACAUAAAAUUGUCUGGGAUUUUCUGAAUAGCAAAUGUUGCCAUUGCCAUAAUAUUCUAAAGAAUAGCAAUACUGGUACCUCAGUAUAUUGGAUCAGUUUUCAGAAUCUGUCCUUAGACCUUCCUUCUGAUGAUUAUAAUGAGAAAGUUCAGAAAGUAUAAAUGUGAAGCUAUGUAUGUGUUCAUUUUCCACAUUCAUUCCUCAUGAUGCCAAUCAAACGUCUCCUGCUUUCUAUUUAGGGAAUAUUCUUCUCAGGACAACCGCCCAUUGUUUUCAGAAUAAAUUGGGGCUUCAUAACCCAGUAACAUUUUGUUCUUGAUUUUCAACCUUUAUGAAUGAGUGUUGUUCAUUCCUCGACAUCUAAGGCAAAAUCAAUCAAUCAAUCAUGGUAUUAAUUGAGCACUUACUGUGUACUAAGCGCUUGGGAGAGUACAACUAUAACACGGUUGGUAGCCACGCUCCCUGCCCACAAGGAACUUGCAGUCUGAUGCAAAAGGGCAAGAAUUAUGCACUGAACUGCCCUCCACAUCAUUUGUCUCAAGCGGUUAGUACAGUACACUGCGCCCGAGUGCUCAAUAAAUAUCAUUUCUAACAUAUUUAGAAAAGUAACAGAGACCGAGACAGACAGGUGUGUGAAUUGGGAAACAGACAUUUGUGUAAAAUUAAUAAGUCUCCAUAAGCACUUCUUUAAACCCCCGUUUCGGGCUGGUUUAAAGCCAUCAACCCGAUCUUUUAUUGUAGAAGAAGGAACUUGUAACUGUGAGACCCUUGGAUGCCAAUGACAGGAAGAAUUGUUCCCACUUGAAGGCUAUUUGGCUCCCCAACAGAGUCAAGUGGUGCAGUGGGGUGGGAGGUGAUUUGAAGCCUGGUCUUACAAGGCAGGUUGGUUCGAGACCCCCAUACCCUCCCCGCACCACGAUCUCCAUGCGUCCGUCGAGCCCAUCCACUGCUCCCGCUCUUUCUCUGCUCGUUGGAAUGUUUGCCACUGGAGGCAGGAUCCUCGUGCUAGGUGAGCAGGGCUCAGGAGGACAAGGGAGAAUGGAAAUUGUGCUUAUUCUGAACACCUGACUUUGCUCUGUAGAACCUCUGCUCUUUCAAAUAAGGCUGACCUGCUUUCUAGAAAGAUGGGCCUCUCCAAAGGAGCCACCCUGACUACCUUCCAUCUUUCCCCCCAUGGAAACAUCCCGAGGUGAGGCUCCAAGGUGAGGCUACAGGAAAUCUCAACUUAAUUCCCAGUCGGAGAGUAUGAAAUGUACCUUCCAAGUUGGCCUCCCCCUGGAAAAAAACAAACAAACUUCUAAAUCAGGAAAUGCUUUCAUCCUUCUCCGUAUUGAUACCUUUCCUGAUUAGAUUCUAGUAACAGUGUUACCGACCCCCUAAUGUUUCUUGGAUGAGCAAAAAAAUUUAACAUUUUGAUCCAGGCAAAAUUAGAGAUCUUUUUAUUUGGAUAGUAAGGGAAGGAUAUUAGGUUUCAAGAUUCAUAGGAGGUGUGCAAUAUUCUUUGUAAAGUAAUUUAGUUAAUGCAAAUCACACGUCUGCUUUUGGAGCGGAUGCUUAAGGUCAAGUUUUUCGGAACUGUGUAAAAUUGCAUGUAGCAUUGUUCUGUUGUGAUUGUAGAAGAGUUGUAUGCUGUAUAUUGUUGGUACAUAUUGUUUUUUGUUUAUUUAAGAUAAAUAUGGAUGUCACUAGUCGCAUCUUAACUAACAGCCUCAGGAUCAAUAAAUAUGCAAUAAGAAAAUGCUGUUUCUAAGUGAAUACAGAUCCCAUUUCUUUAAAAGUACUGUACAUAAUGGAAAAUGCAUCUCUGCAUGUACAUCUAGUUUUCUGAUUUCUGCGUGGAUCAGUUGUUUCUUGAAAAAAGAAUGUUCUUCUUCACCCCAUCAAGUUAGUGAACAUUUUUGUGGUGCUGAGCACACAUUCAGAUUGUGACAUCCUUUCUUUUCGUGAUCAACCUUUGAUGAGAUUGAGGGCAUUUCAGAUACCUUUUGAUUCUCUGUAAAUUAAUUUGUUGGAUUUUUUUGUGUAUUGAUGUACAGUUUGUUUAUCUUUAGAGCUUCUAUAGAUUCCUAUUUUACUAUACUUGAAUGAGGCUAAAGAGCACUGUGGAACAGCUCAAGGUUGAAUGCAAUAUGCAAACAUUCAAAAAAGAAAAAUCAGGUACUUUAUAGGUCACUUGAUCUUUAUAUGUUUCUCCAGUGUUUUGUAACCAGAAGAUGAGUGCAGAAGUCUUCCACGUGUUAACUGACAUCAUUAAUCAUUGAGCGGCAUAUCAAACAAGAGAGUCGAAAGGUCUUGAAGAACUGAACUGCUGGAAAUAAUGAACCGAAUUUGGGGACGAGGUUCAAAUCGCUCCGUCGCCGUGACCCAAGCAGAGUCUUAAGCAGAAAAUCUAUGUUCACUUCAGCUCCUAGAUGGUCGGUACGAGACAAGAAGCCAACCCUUCGGCCUAACGUUAUAAUUUUGUACCGAUAAGACACACACUCUGUGCAAAGCCUGAAGCGUGGGGGCCCAGGCCUGCCACGGGAAAGGGCCGGGGAGAGGGGGGAGUCUGUCAGGGCCCGGAGGCAGAAGUGACAUUCCCAUCUUUAGGUCUCCUCUGACUUCCAGCUGGCAACUGGAAACAGCCAAACAUGGGAUGCUCUCCCCGCCCAAGAAUUUCCAAAUCUCAGCCAUGGACAGAGAUGAUGUCGGGUGACCUCCCUCCCUUCCACCACCCUCCCUCUCUCCCCCCGCCUCGAGGUCCCUCUGUGGGCAGCAGGCUUUGACUCCUCGGCUUUGAUUCGCACUCCAGUUGAAAGUUUUCUUUUCCUGAAUUGAGUUCCCGUGCUCCUGCACCCUUUCAAAGGCAAUAAUGGUUUCAAAGCCCGAGCGUAAUAGCAUGAGUCACAGAGCUUUACAAAGCAAACUUUCAUCGUAGUACGUGCAUGGUAUUGGUACAAAAUUAUAACUUUUCUAGAACUUUGUCCCAAUCGAUUUGGGAGAAGUGAUUUUCCAAUAGGCGCUUUGUUAAGAACCAGUCUAGGUCUCCUAAAGAACAAUUAUAAAGACCUGAAAUUUCUUCAAGGCCUUUGUGAGAUGCUUUUCUUGGAUUGAUCUUUAAUAUUUGCAAAACUAGGCUGUUGAAAACCUGUUCACUAACUGCUGUAAGUCAUUAAUCUCAAACAUAUAUGAACACGUGCACUGAGGGUUGAGAGCUCAUUCGAUGCUGCUGUGAGGCCUCCAGACUUGCCGAAGAAAACCAUCUCCCAUUUUGCAGCCAGACGUUUGACUGCUCCUGGAAGCACUCUGUAUUAUCAACUGCUUUUUCAAUGAAGAUGUACAUGUGAAUUUUAGGGGUCGUUCCACAUUGCCAUAAAAUGUCCCCACACUGUGAUACAAAAUAAAACUUUCUAAAACCCAA